AUGCCUCCCCGCCGCACUCCCACCCCUCGCGCCCUGCCUCGUCUUUCCCGUAUUUCGCGUGCCGGCCUUGGUGUCCUCCGCGUGGAGGAGCUAAAGUUCCUCCUCGAGGAGGCGAAGAUCGACAUUCCCCUGGGCAACAAGGCCCAGCUUGUCAAGCUGGUCUUUGUCAACGAGGGCAUCUGCAUCCCCACCGCCAUGCGUCCUCUGACUAAGCCCCCUCACGUCCCGCAAGCGACCGUCGAAGAGGUCCUCAGCCGCCUGACCAAAGCUGAGGCCAAGAUCGACGCGACCACGGACCGCGUGGGGCAAGCCGAGACGAAGAUCGGCAGGAUCCAGGAAGGCCAGAGUGGUGCGAAAGCACAACCGCGCCGCCUCCGAGCCGCGCCUCAGCCAAGCCCCAACCCGCCGUCGAAGCGCGUGCCCCCAUCCAAGCUGCCCCGUCCCAUCCGCCAGGUCUUUGCUCCUCGCCCUGAGGCCAGGCCUACCCCUGUGCGGAGCCCGUCCACAAGGGGCACCGUAACGUUGUAA
This is a messenger RNA of Apiotrichum porosum, 528 nucleotides long. RefSeq lists its product as uncharacterized. NCBI's taxonomy places the organism in Eukaryota, Fungi, Basidiomycota, Tremellomycetes, Trichosporonales, Trichosporonaceae. The transcript has a single exon. The record is from RefSeq and is a predicted model, not a curated record. Bases 1 to 528 code for a protein of 175 amino acids.